Messenger RNA from Lycium barbarum (goji berry), 1509 nucleotides. Its product is annotated as transcription factor bHLH30-like. The coding region runs from base 364 to 1131 and encodes 255 amino acids. The record is from RefSeq and is a predicted model, not a curated record. Gene Ontology annotation, biological process: regulation of DNA-templated transcription. NCBI's taxonomy places the organism in Eukaryota, Viridiplantae, Streptophyta, Magnoliopsida, Solanales, Solanaceae. Gene Ontology annotation, molecular function: protein dimerization activity; DNA-binding transcription factor activity. The transcript has 2 exons.
AUAGAGUACUAAUUGCCAAAACAACAACUAGUACACCUUGACUGUCUUAUCAGUUCUUGGUUACCUCUUCUUCUUUGGGGACCCUUAAAAAUCUUGUUGUUUAUCUUAAAAGUAGACUUGGGGUUACCACAAAUUCUCCAAUACUGUUUGAAUUCAAGAAAAAUCUCUAUGUUAUUACAUAUUUUCUUGUUCAGAAACUUUGCCAAUGACAAAAAAAGUUAGCUUUUUUUUUUUUUAGUGAUGGAAAUAAGCAAACCAAGUCCAAGAAUCUCUGUUUGGUCAUCACCAACUAACCGUCCACCUGGUUUACUUCUUUAACAACAAUAAGCUGUGUACAUUAGUGUUUUUUUGCUACAAAAAAAGAUGGAAUUUUUCAAUUCUUUUGAUGGAUUUAAUGAGGACUAUAUGGGGUUUCAAGGUAUAAUGGGAAAUGGUUCAACUUCAUCUUCAUCAUUGAUUUUGGAUAAUGAAAGAGGAGAGCUUGUUAAGGCUUUGGUUAAACCAGGACAAAAAGGGGUUAAUCCUGAAAAAGCAUUGAUUGCAUUGAAGAAUCAUAGUGAAGCUGAAAGGAGGCGGAGAGAGAGAAUUAAUGGUCAUUUGGGUACUCUUAGGAACCUUAUACCUGGUACUAAUAAGACGGACAAGGCCGCUUUACUUGCCAAAGUCAUCGGCCACAUAAAAGAAUUGAGAGUGAAUGCAGCAGAAGCUACCAAAGGUGUUCUAGUUCCAACAGACAUCGAUGAAGUAAAAGUUGAACAACAAGCAGAGGGAUCUGACGGAGCCACUUAUUCUGUCAAGGCAUCUUUGUGCUGUGACUACAAGCACGAGCUUAUUUCUGAUCUACGACAAGCUCUGGAUACUCUCCCCCUAAAAACUCUAAGGGCAGAGAUUGCUACAUUGGGGAGCAGAAUGGUUAGCGUUUUCGUGGUUACUGAGGGCAAUGAAGGGAAUAUUGAGGAUACUGAAAGGUGCCAGCUUCUUGUAACUUCUGUUCGUCAGGCUUUGAGGUCAGUGCUUGAUAAAUUUUAUGCAUCUGAGGAGUUCUCUUCGAGAAGUACCUUAUCAAGCAAGAGACGAAGAGUUUCACUUCUCAAUUCUUCGAGCUCAUCUUCUUUAGGGGAUUUCUGGUGAAUAAUGUGUCUUAUUUACUGCUUUUCUUUACCAACUUUAUAAUGAUGUAGUGAUCACAGGUUGACGGCAUAUGUAUUAGCAUACAUAUCCUCUAUGAUAAAAUGGAUGUGCAUGCUACUACAUAUGCCUGCCUUUGUAAAUAGGAAUUGUGUUGCACUGAGUUGCAACCAGUAAAAAUAUAAGAAAAUUAUUGUGAUGUAAUCCAUGAUUAUAGUUCCUUGUCUUUUCUGACGUUGCUGGCCAGAAAAUUUAUAUACAAAUGUUGCACAUUCCUUUAAAGAAACAAAUUGCGCAUGUGUAUUGCCAUGAGACAUUUUCUUUUUUGUUUGUUGUAAAUUAUUCAACCUUACUUAUAUUACUACUACUAAAUUUGUAUGA